GUAUAGGUCGAGGAAAACGGAUCGCGGGUGAGGGAGUACGGCAGGAUGUCGCUGCAGCGCGUCGCCGUUGCGUAUGUUCUUGAGUGACAUUUCUCACGCAUCUCGGCGAGUACCCGGCGACGGCCCCGGCGCGCUUGGAGAGGAACGGAGAAGACGGGAACGCGAACGCGCGGCUUAGCUGAGGGUGAUAAGGUGAAGAAACCGCGCCCGCCGCCGCUCGCGUUGGCGCGAGGCGACGCGAUUAAAUGAGACGGGGCAGUACUUGGUCAGGUAUUACGUCUGGUGUGCGAACAUGUCUACGGAGGCCGCCCUGAAUGACGUGUCGAACGUCGCGUCGAGGCUGCAGGGCCUGCGACUGGCGACGCACGCUGAGGACGAGCGCGACGCGGCCAGCGAGAACGCGACUGCGGUUGCUGGUGGCUCGACGACAGCGGCCGGCAGCAGCGUGGUGGCCGACGGCGGCGGUGGACCGUCAUCGUCGUCGUCGUCGUCGUCGUCGUUGUUGCGGGAGCCGCUACGGAAUAUCACUCUCAUCCGGGCGCGGCGCGCGCUUAACUUUGUCGGCGACGAGGAUCAACCGUUGAGCUCGACGUCCGCUGCGCGGAGCGAGCCCUCCAUCUCUAACAGCGACAACCGGCCACCUACCAACGCAGCAAAUAUAUCGUAUCUGGAUGGACGACCACAGAAUAAUGCUACUUUAGAGAACUCCACUACGCAGAAUCAACCUGCAGUUAUGUACAACUGGCAAGGUACAAAGGCAACAAUGCGCGAGAGGAUUGUAUUCCUUUUUAAUAAUGAGAUACUGUCAGACGUGACUUUUCUGGUGGGAAGAGGAGCGCAGCAGCAACGCAUACCGGCUCACAAACUAGUCUUGUCCUGUGGAAGUGCUGUAUUUGACGCAAUGUUUAACGGAACGCUUGCAACAGCUUCUUCGGAAAUAGAAGUACCUGAUGUAGAGCCUGCUGCAUUUUUGGCAGUGCUCCUUUUUCUAUACACUGAUGAAAUACAGAUAGAUCCUGAAACUGUGAUGACGACACUAUAUACUGCUAAGAAAUAUGCAGUGGCUGCUUUAGAGAAGCAUUGCGUCGAUUUUUUAAAGAACAAUUUGACAAGUGAUAACGCUUUCUUGCUGUUGACACAAGCUCGUCUGUUUGACGAGCCACAAUUAGCCUCUGUAUGCUUGGACACCAUAGACAGAUUCACAACUGAGGCCUUCAAUGCGGAUGGAUUCACAGAUAUUGAUAUUGAUACAUUGAUGAUAGUCUUAGAAAGAGAUACUCUCCGUGUUAGGGAAUCUAAAUUAUUUCAAGCUGUUUUAAGGUGGUCAGAAGCUGAAUGUGUGAGACAGGAAUUAUCAGUCACUCCAGAAAAUCAACGUCUGGUUUUAGGCGAUGCUUUAUCUUUAGUUCGUUUUCCUCUUAUGUCUAAAGAAGAGUUUACAGCGGGUCCAGCGCAAUCUGGAUUAUUAAAUUAUUCAGAGGUCUUAUCUUUAUUCUCAUAUUUCAUACUAAAUCCUAAACCUUCGGUGGGAUUUCAAACAAUGCCGCGGUGUUGUAUGACGGGCAAGGAACAAACUGUAUGCAGGUUUCAACAUACAAAAAGUAGAUGGGGAUAUUUUGGAACUAGUGAUCGUAUUCGAUUUAGCGUGGAUAGACGUAUCUUUUUGAUCGGUUACGGCGUUUACGGUAGCACCCAAGAACCAGCGAUAUAUGAAGUAACAGUCGAAUUAAUUCACACUGCAUCAGGAAAAGUGAUAGCUACAAAUGCAACAAGUUUUAGCUGUGAUGGAUCAAAGUACACAUACCGUCUAAUGUUUAAAGAAUUAGCGGAAAUCUUACCCAAUACGAUUUAUACGGCAUCAGCAACUUUUAAGGGGCCAUAUUCGUAUUAUGGCACAAAAGGAAUGAAAACAGUGUUGGUAGAUUGUGAUUCAGGAAAUGGAAAAGUGAAAUUCAAAUUUAGCAGCGAAUUAGGAGAUAAUAAUGGCACGUCUACUGAUGAAGGUCAAAUACCCGAGCUUAUCUUUUACACGUAAUAUCAUUCGCGUAAUGACAUUCCUGGUACUUGUUUGACUGACUAUCAUAAAUUAUGUAAAUUAUGUGAAAGUAUGCCGGAUUUUGUCAAUUAUAUAUAUCUUGUGAUCGUUUAAAGCAGUGAUUUGAUUUAAGUGAUCUAUGGGCAUGCCAAAGGAAUUAACCCAAGAUUUUUUCAUACUCUUAUAUAGUUGAUAUCGCUUGAUUUUAUUGAAUAAUAAGUUUGAUAAAUUUAACAUUUUUACGAGAUACGCCAAUCUUACAAUCAACCAUGUUAUUAUAUGCGUUUGAUCUUUCUACAAACAUAACGUAAUAUAUUACUCGUCUUUCAGAUUUACAUAUUAAGAUUGUUUCAAUAUAUCAACUGUAGUUGAUAUGUUAAUUAUUAAUUAAUUGUACAAGUAAGAUUGAUGUUUAGAAUUGGAGAUGUAUAAUCUAUUUUUCUAUCGUUUUAAUUAAGAUUCGUGAAAACCAAAAAUAUAGUUGUAUAACGAUGUUAAAAAAAAGAUCACGAGAAUAAGUACAAGAAGGAGAUCAAUCAUGCACACUCUGAUUUUGCCUAAACAUUUCUCUCAUUCAGAAUAUGUAUAUCGACAUAAUUUGAAAUUGUAAGUAGUUAAAUGUAUAUCCUUUCUUUCAAUGCAAAAGUAAUUAACACAAUAAAAGCCUAAAGCGUGUGAAAUAUUUUUUAGUAAAUUAGUAUUUUGGUAAUCACAGUGCGCAAAGCAAUGUAGAACCCAAUGGAAUCUUGUUACUGCAAUUAAAUACGAAAAAUAGUCAAACGAAAGUAGUAUAAAACACCAUUUUUUAUUAUUUUCUAAUAAAAUACUUGUAUCUAUUCGGCGAUUUAUUUAAAUUUUGAUAGAACUUAAUAUAUUCCUCUUUCUUUAACGAAAGAAAACAUUUAAAAUUUUUAUUUUUGUUAGUAAUAAAUGGUGCUAGCUAAUGAGAUAACAUUGUUAUCCUUAGCAUUUUAGAGAUAAGCGUACUUCGUAAGUUCAAUAUUGUGUUUUUCUUGAGAUAGCGUGUAUGAUUUCAUUUGUGAUUAUAUUUAAUUUUUAAAGAUGUACACACAUAUACACAUGUAACGUUAAAUAAUUAAAUAGAUUUAUUCCGCAAAA
Monomorium pharaonis (pharaoh ant) is the source of this 3154-nucleotide messenger RNA. RefSeq names its product BTB/POZ domain-containing protein 1. Gene Ontology annotation, biological process: neurogenesis. The record is from RefSeq and is a predicted model, not a curated record. The transcript has 6 exons. Gene Ontology annotation, molecular function: protein binding. NCBI's taxonomy places the organism in Eukaryota, Metazoa, Arthropoda, Insecta, Hymenoptera, Formicidae. The coding region runs from base 293 to 2035 and encodes 580 amino acids. Gene Ontology annotation, cellular component: cytosol; P-body.